Protobothrops mucrosquamatus (brown spotted pit viper) is the source of this 1872-nucleotide messenger RNA. Its product is annotated as DENN domain-containing protein 4C-like. Gene Ontology annotation, biological process: regulation of Rab protein signal transduction. Lineage: Eukaryota; Metazoa; Chordata; Lepidosauria; Squamata; Viperidae. Gene Ontology annotation, cellular component: cytoplasmic vesicle. The transcript is spliced from 9 exons. The record is from RefSeq and is a predicted model, not a curated record. The annotation marks the transcript as partial.
GUCGUGUCGCCGGUUGUAGCACGCAAUCUGGCUGAGGAGAUUGAAAGCUACAUGAAUCUAAAAAGUCCCUUGGGCAGCAAAUCUUCCAGCAUGGAAUUACACCGGAAAGAGAGCAGUCGGGAUGUGGAUUCCCCUACUUCAUCAGAGCCCAGUUUAGAGAGAAGAUCAAGCUUGGAUUCCAUUCCACCACCGCUACCACCACCACCACAGAUUCAAAAUAUUAAUCAUAAAAGUCCAUCUGUUUCCAGGUCCAAAACCUUUACUGGAAGACCAAAGCAACUGGCUCUUUCACGCGCUCAAAAAGAACGGUCAAUAUCUUUAACAGGGUUGGGUCGUUCUUCUCCUCAGGCUUCACUGGGCGCAGUUGUCACCUCUCUGUCAGGGCUGAAGCUAGACCACAUAUUAUCUGGACCUAAAAUAGAGGUAUUGAAAUCUGGCAUGAAACAAGCAGCUAAUGUAGCGAGCAAGAUGUGGGGAGCAGUGUCAUCAGCGUAUAGUUAUUCAGAUGAUGAGGAGGAAACCACCCAUCCCGAUUUUACCUUUCCUGCUGGCUUUGAAGAUCAUAUAUUAGGCGUCUGUCAGUCGCCAAAAAUAGGAAUCCCAGGACUGGCUACCAGUGAACUUGCACAGAGCACAACAAGUCUUGGAAGCAGCAACAGCAGUGGAGACGUAGGGAAGCCACAUUGUCCUACAGGGGAAAAUCAAUUUUCACGAGGCGUGAAAACUUUGGAUUCUGAUAAAUCUGAACAUGGCUCUUCGUACAAUACUAGUCUAUCCAGUAUCUUCCAAAAUUGUGCAAUGGAGGUCUUAAUGUCGAGCUGCUCUCAGUGUCGAGCCUGUGAUGCCUUGGUUUAUGAUGAAGAAAUUAUGGCAGGAUGGACUGCAGAUGAUUCUAAUUUGAAUUCUACAUGUCCAUUUUGCAAAAGUGCCUUUUUACCUCUCCUUAAUGUGGAAUUUAAAGACUUACGUGGUCUUGCAAGUUUGCUUUUGAAACCAAGUACCUCUGGUGAUAGUUUACACAGCACUAACAUUCCACUAACCACGGAUUCUCUGGAACCGAAGUCUGCCUCCGUCCCUACUACAGAUCUGAUCAGUUUUUCAGAACCUUCAAGUGCCAACCAGACCAUCAGUGAGGAAAAUAGCAACCCGGCAACACAAAGCACAGCAGAGGAAGAAGACAAAAAUCUCAAACGCAUAAAGCCUCCUGUUACAAAUAACUCAUCAAAACGCGGGACUUCUCUAACUCGGAGUCACAGUGUUGGUGGCCCGUUGCAAAAUAUUGAUCUUCUGCAAAGACCAUCUCAUGGCAUUUCAACCGUUAGCCUCCCUAAUAGCUUACAAGAGACAGUGGAUCCCUUAGCAAAAAGGACAAAUCCUUUGCCUGUAUCUGUUCCCUAUUUGAGCCCAUUGGUUCUCCGGAAAGAGCUUGAAUCUUUGUUGGAGAACGAAGGAGAACAAGUAAUUCACACGUCAACGUUCAUCAAUCAGCAUCCCAUUAUUUUCUGGAAUUUGGUUUGGUAUUUCCGACGCCUGGAUCUCCCAAGUAACUUGCCCGGUCUCAUUCUAACGUCUGAACACUGCAAUGAUGGAAUGCAGCUUCCUCUGACCAACUUGUCUCAAGACAGCAAGCUAGUAUACAUACAGCUACUAUGGGACAACAUCAAUCUUCACCAAGAACCUGGGGACCCACUAUAUGUAUCUUGGAGAAAUCUCAAUUCUGCAGAAAAGAAGCCCUCAGUCAAUUCCGAAGAGCAACAAGCAACAAGCACUUUAGUCGAAAGUAUCAAACUGAACAUUCAGCACAACGAUGUCGUUAAACCUAUUAAUUUCCUUGUGCAGAGUGUUAAGCGGGAUGAGAAACGGCAAAGGUAA